AUGAACGCGACGCCGACGUUCAGCAGGUUUAACUUCCAUAGCGAGGAGGACCUCAGCUUUGGCAUGUUUGGUGUGUCGGCAGCCACGAACCAUACCGGGUUUCACGAAAGCCUGGAGCCAACGCCAUAUGCUGACGCUUUUCCACUCCAUACACAACCUCCACAUUCAGGAUCUCUUUCAACUCCUCAAACUCCAUUUGAGCUUCUUCCGCGAACCAUCGUCGCCUCCCCUUAUCACCUUCCAUCGAAGUUCGAAUCUCCGGCUCUGUCAACCGGAUCAUCAUCAACGCCCGAGACUAACGAAUCCCAGCAUCUGGUCACCCCCGAGAACGCGCCAAACAUUGCCAUCGGACAAGCUCUGGACAGCGAGGCCGAAAUGGAAGACCUAGACGAUGAUCCUCCACCGCUCUUGAGCUCGGCGCGAAGGAUGCCAGGUAAACCCAAAGCGAAGGAAAACUCGAACCCAAAGGAGACGGAAGGCAAGCGCAAACACUUUCUUCAAAGGAAUCGGGUCGCCGCCAUGAAAUGUCGGAAGAAGAAAAAGGAAUGGGUCAACGACCUGGAGGAGACAAAGUCAGGUCUUGAAAAUCAAAACGCCCACCUCCAUAUGGAGCUAGACGGCCUGGUAGACGAGGCGAGUCGCAUCCGGGCGCAACUCAUGGCCCACGCGAACUGUAAUGACUCAAACAUCGACAAGUGGAUCGAGAACGAGGCGAAGAGGUUCGUCAUUGGCACCGGCGAACGAUACGACCAGAUAUUAGCGCACUUCAGCCCGACGCAGGGCAUAAAUGGCCAUCAAGACGGCAUGCCGUCGUCGUCGGCCACAGGAUCCGAAUACGCCGCCGGCGGUCCCAGCUUGAUCAGCCCCCUGGCGACCCCGUCCCAAGUUCCGCACAACCUCGGCCAGGUCACAUCGCCCCCGACGUUCUUCAACCAGAAUAGACCGUCGAUCAGUACUCCAGGCUGCUACCCUAUACCGUCUCAGGAUCACUUAGCGCAAGGCUUUGACCAGACACCAGGGGUUGAUGACGAACCCGACUACGACGGCAUGUCCAUAUCACUAUAUGAUCACCCAGUCAGCUAG
Molecule: messenger RNA, 1083 nt
Organism: Xylaria bambusicola
Lineage: Eukaryota; Fungi; Ascomycota; Sordariomycetes; Xylariales; Xylariaceae
Exons: 1
Coding region: 1-1083 (360 amino acids)
Biological process (GO): regulation of transcription by RNA polymerase II
Molecular function (GO): DNA-binding transcription factor activity, RNA polymerase II-specific; RNA polymerase II cis-regulatory region sequence-specific DNA binding
Source: RefSeq, a predicted model, not a curated record